GUCUGCGCGUGCGCAGAGCGAUUCGGUCAAGAUCCAACAUGGCGGCCUUUAGCGCUCGCUGGAUGACAGCUCUGACCCGUAGAGCUGCUGUAGGCGCUGUGACCGGUUGCAACAGUGCCGGGGCGGGGUCGCUACUGCUGAGGACGGGAGUUAGGGCAGCGUCUGGUCCUUCAAAGACUGACCUACCUGGACCAUACCCAAAGACUCCAGAGGAAUAUGCAGCAGCUGCCAAGAAAUACAAUAUGAGGGUAGAAGACUAUGAACCUUACCCAGAUGAUGGAAUGGGGUUUGGUGAUUAUCCAAAGCUCCCUGACAAGUCCCAGCAAGAACGGGAUCCUUGGUACUCAUGGGAUCAUUCAGACUUGAGGAGGAAUUGGGGAGAACCAAUGCAUUGGGACUUUGACAUGUUUAUCAGAAAUCGAGUUGACACAUCCCCCAGCCCUGUGCCCUGGAACAUCAUGUGUACCUACCUCUUUGGAUUUAUUGGCUUCAUGCUUUUCAUGUUCUGGGUUGGAGAAAAGUAUCCUAUAUACCCUCCUGUGGCUCCUAAACAGUAUCCUUACAAUAACCUGUACCUUGAGCGAGGAGGGGACCCUGCUAAAGAGCCUGAAGACGUAAAGAAUUAUGAGGUCUAAUGUUUGUUUUUUCAUGAUUUUGCCAGGGAUGGUUACUGUACAGAUGUUAACAAUAAAGAGUGGACUUAAACCUAUUAAAAAAAACAAAAAACCA
Bombina bombina (fire-bellied toad) is the source of this 729-nucleotide messenger RNA. RefSeq names its product NADH:ubiquinone oxidoreductase subunit B8 (gene NDUFB8). The record is from RefSeq and is a predicted model, not a curated record. Gene Ontology annotation, biological process: mitochondrial electron transport, NADH to ubiquinone. The transcript is spliced from 5 exons. Gene Ontology annotation, cellular component: mitochondrion. Bases 39 to 635 code for a protein of 198 amino acids. NCBI's taxonomy places the organism in Eukaryota, Metazoa, Chordata, Amphibia, Anura, Bombinatoridae.